UGUUUUCUCCUCCCCUCUCAGGACUCUGUGGUUCCCUCGAUGUUUGGUUUUUCACGCGCUGGAAAAUGGAGCUUUAUGAACAGAGCAAAGAGAAAUCCUGCUGUGAGUGACAGAUGAAGAGGCCCACGGACUGAGAAGAUGAAACCGCUGCUGUGGACUGUUGCUGUUUUUCUGCAGACUCUGACUGGGAGCUGUGGGAGCGGCGUGCAGUUCACCAAGCACCCAUCCAAUCAAACCGUUUCUCAGGGGAACGAAGUGAGGCUGGGUUGUGCGGUGGAGGGGGUGACGGAGCCGGACAUCGUGUGGAUGAAGGAUGGAGAAAAGCUGUACAGCACUGACCAAGUCUUCCUCAUCCUGGGAGAACAGCACUGGGAGACAUCCCAUAGUGUGAAGUCGGUCCAGCAGCAGGAUGCUGGUCAAUACUGGUGUGAGGUGGAAUUCCACGGCCUGACCUUCUCCUCUCAGCGAGCCUGGAUAACAGUAGAAGGCGUCCCUCACUUCACACAGGAGCCCCAGGAUGUGGCCACCUUUCCCAACGCUCCCUUUAACCUGUCCUGUGCUGCCGUUGGACCCCCUGAGCCAGUGGAGGUGCUUUGGUGGCUGGGAGGAGUCCAGGAGGGAGAACCACAACAAUCCCCCUCUAUCCUCCAUGUCCCAGGUGUGAACAGCAGCAUCAAGUUCUACUGUGAAGCUAAGAACACCAGAGGGAUCUCCGUGUCCCGGACGGGGACGGCCCACAUUAAAGUGCUGCCAGCAGCUCCGGGCGCUCUGCAGCUUCUCAGGACCACAGGCAACAACAUCACCUUGACUUGGAAACCAGGAUCCGAUGGUUAUUCAGAGAUCUCCCACUGUACGAUUCAGGUGGUGAGGAUCUCGGGCCGCAGGUGGGCCCUCCCCCCGCAGGAGGUCCCGGUUCCUCCUUACAAACACACGCUGACGGGCCUGAGGAGCUUCUCCAACUACAGCUGCAGGGUGUCCUGUUUGAACGAGGUGGGAGCCUCCCCGUUCUCCCCAUGGCUGCACUUCGUCACUCCGGAGUCAGUGCCCUCUGCGGCCCCAAGGAACCUGAGCUUCCAGCUGUCUGAGCAGCAGCUGUCUCUGCAGUGGGCCCGGCUGAAGGAGGAUGAGCUGCAGGGGAGGCUGCUGGCCUACAAGCUGCAGUGGACUCAUGGAGGGGAACCACAGGAGCCACUGCUGUUUAAGGACAACACUGCUCAGAUCUCAGGGGGAGGGCGUUUCUUCAACGCCUCCAUCCAGGUAGCGGCCUGCACCGCCGUCGGCUGUGGACCUUGGAGCCCCCCGGUUCUGGUGCUGCCUGCCCUAGCGCAGGUCCAGGUGCAGCGGAGCCACGUUUGGGUCGGCCUCCUGCUCGGCCUGCUCGUGGCCACCAUCGUCGGCCUCCUGCUCGCAGUCGCCGCCCAGCGCAGAGGGAAGGAGACAAAGUUUGGGUCGGCCUUUAAGGCUCCUGGUCCUGAGACGUCGGUGUUCUUCACGGCAGCUCGAUCCUUCAGCAGAAACGGGAAUGAUUUCCAUGAGUCCACCUUGGAGAGUCUCUGCAUCAGCAACGAGCUGAAGAACAAGCUGCAGGAUGUCCUGAUUCCAGAGAGACUUCUAACUCUGGGACACAUGCUGGGAAAAGGAGAGUUUGGCUCAGUGCGGGAAGCCAUUCUGAAGAGGGAGGACUCAUCUGUGGUGUCAAAGGUGGCCGUCAAAGUGCUGAAAUCUGACAUCACUUCUGCUGGUGACAUUGAGCAAUGUCUGAAGGAGGCAGCCCACAUGAAGGACUUUCACCAUCCUAACGUCAUCAAGCUCAUCGGGGUGAGUCUACACCAACGUCAUGGCCAGCGGCUCCCAAUCCCAAUGGUGGUCCUACCAUUUAUGAAGCAUGGGGAUCUGCACACCUUCCUGUUGCUCUCACGUUUGGGAGAGGAGCCAUUUGACCUUUCGCUUCAGACUCUGGUCCAGUUCAUGCUGGACAUUGCUCGGGGGAUGGAGUAUCUGAGCAGCAAGAGCAUCAUUCACAGAGACCUCGCUGCACGGAACUGCAUGCUGGAUGAAAGCAUGUCAGUGUGUGUGGCAGACUUUGGACUCUCUAAGAAGAUCUACAGUGGAGAUUAUUACCGUCAGGGUUCUGUUUCCAAACUGCCCGUCAAGUGGAUCGCCCUGGAGAGCUUGGCAGACAAUGUUUACACCACUCAGAGUGACGUGUGGGCAUUUGGUGUAACAAUGUGGGAGAUCAUGACCAGAGGUCAGACGCCGUAUCCUGGGGUGGAAAACUCAGAGAUCUACGAGUUCCUGAUCAAAGGAGAGCGCCUGAAGAAACCUGCAGACUGCAGAGAGGACAUCUACGAGAUCAUGCACAGAUGCUGGAGCCCGGUCCCUAAAUGCCGUCCCAGUUUCCAGCAGCUGGUGACUCAACUUGAGGCGCUGCACCUCACCCUGACCCCCACCACUCCUCUGAAGGAGCCUUUACUUUACGUCAACCUAGAAGAGGACAACAGGAAGAUGGACAGAGAAGGAGCUGUUGGGCCCCGGAUCCUGGGACCCGAGGCUACAGCAGAGGCCUCCAGCUGGGGCGUUCCCUGGCAGCGGGGGGCUGAGGAUGAGGAAGACUGGCUAAUGGUGGCCUCAGAGGCUGCAAUGGCCAUCGGAGGGGACUACAGGUACAUUGUUGGCCCCUGUGGGGCCUUCGCAGAAGAAGGGGAUGAGAUGAGAUCAACAGGAGGAAGAGGGGCCUUAGGAAACAGAGUACUGGGUGAACUGCGGGAUGAAGAGGAUGAUGCUGUAAUUAACGUCUGAUAGCAGCUCCUCUCAUCUGAUUGGCUGCUCGCUGUGACCCGAGUGGCAACAGACCAGCCUGGGGAUGAAGGGACUGGCUCCUCCUGCAAUCUGAGGUUCACACUGUUGAUGACGGUGGAGGAGAGGUUUUCUGUUCAGGAAUGAAACAUUUUAUGGUUUCAACAGGAAUGGGAAUCUAAAUAUCUUCCUGUUUAGCUUCUUAUUAAUUAGUCAGAUAUCAAAAUAGAGAAAAACUAUAGGAGAACAUUUCUGACUCUGGGAGCUGCUAUUCACCCUUUUCACGCCCUCACUGGGCGUCGGCCAGUUAAAGACCACACUAAACACUCUUUGGUGAUGCUUAGAAUAACUCUGCCACUUAGGGAUGGAGACUGGGAAGGAACUGUUUCAGCCUCUAACUGGGUGGAAGCUCAGAGCUGGACCAAGCUUUUUAAAGGAUGUCUGUCUGUCUCCAUCGGCUGCAGCAGAGCUAAGAAGCUCCAGUCUGUUGUGGAACAUGCUUGAAUUUACGGAGAGUUAGGGUAUAGAUCCUAAUGUUCUAGAACAUGUUGUUGAUGAUGAUACUAGCUGUGCUUAUCACUAAUAUUUUUUAGUUAAAGAUGGUUUAAAAUGUCCCAGGGCACCCUCUCUGAUGACUGCACUGAAACUGAAGCAGCGGCUGCAAACUGAACAGAAAAUCCAGAGAAGUGGUCUAUGAAGCUCCAACAUGUGAAACAGAAUAUUUAGUGUAAACCUUUAUUUAUUUUUUUACACUAAGCCUGGUUUGGCUCCUUGUUUUAUGAAUAUUUAACAUGAUUUCAAAUGGUGGAAUGCCUCUUUAUGAGACACGCUUUUAUUUUGAAAGGCAGUAAAGUUGAGAGCAUUCUGUUCAGGAAUGCUUUCCUGUUCUUAGAUAAGCGGCGAUACGGCAGGAUGUGAGCAGGAGGUCCGGCUCAGGGUCUGCCUUACCUCCCACUGCAGGGACUGACCACGAAGCAGCAGUGAUCCAGAUGAGGAUGAGGAGGGUUUUUCAUUAUGAACAGUUUUUUUUUAUGUGUUAUCUCUAAAUCUGUUGUUAUGGCAACACUAAACACCCUGGGUUAACAGGAAGUCUGACGGUGGCCGUAAACACUGGAAAAUAAAAACUGGUGCAAGGAUCACGGUGGAAAAAUCUG
Cyprinodon tularosa is the source of this 3950-nucleotide messenger RNA. It is a transcript of the gene tyro3, whose product is annotated as TYRO3 protein tyrosine kinase. Lineage: Eukaryota; Metazoa; Chordata; Actinopteri; Cyprinodontiformes; Cyprinodontidae. The record is from RefSeq and is a predicted model, not a curated record. The transcript is spliced from 19 exons. The coding region runs from base 139 to 2799 and encodes 886 amino acids. Gene Ontology annotation, cellular component: signaling receptor complex. Gene Ontology annotation, molecular function: transmembrane receptor protein tyrosine kinase activity; protein binding; ATP binding. Gene Ontology annotation, biological process: positive regulation of kinase activity; protein phosphorylation; nervous system development.